This is a messenger RNA of Brassica rapa (field mustard), 744 nucleotides long. RefSeq lists its product as uncharacterized. The record is from RefSeq and is a predicted model, not a curated record. Lineage: Eukaryota; Viridiplantae; Streptophyta; Magnoliopsida; Brassicales; Brassicaceae.
AUGUUCUGGAACUGGUUCCAACUACGAAAAAGGCCUCAUGAAGUCGCUCCCGACACGCCGAAAUGGUCGUCGAGACGUUUCUCAUGCUCAUCUUUCAAAGACGUUCACAACCUAUUUCUCUACGACAACGACGUUCCCUCGCCAGAACUUCAAGUCCUUCACCAGCCAAGGAACCCCAAGAUCGACCGUUGCACCUCAAGAACUCCCCGUCUGACGACAAAGACGCUCUUCUCCACCGACCACGGAGGCGUGGUUCUCUACUACACCAGCCUUCGUAUCGUACGCAAAACAUUCGAGGAGUGCAGAGCCGUCCGAGCCAUCCUCCACAGGCUCCGCAUCCCAAUCGACGAGCGAGACUUAACGAUGGACUCAAGGUUUCACGACGAGCUGCAUGCGAUAUUCGGGACCAAGAACGUGGAGUUGCCUAAGGUUUUCAUCGGUGGGAGAUACAUUGGAGGGGCGGAGGAGAUCAAGAAGUUAAAUGAGAGCGGCGAGCUGAGGAAGAUGAUCGGAGAACUACCACCGUCGGAUGGAAGAUUCAGUGAGAACUGUGAGUUAUGCGGAGGAUGGAGGUUCGUUGUUUGCGAGAGAUGUAAUGGUAGCCACAAGAUCUUCUUGGAGGAAACUGGAUUUGUAAAUUGUACGGUUUGCAGUGUGGAAGGUCUUGUUAGGUGUUCCUCUUGUUUUCCGAUACAUCGGACUAUCGGAGACGGAGCUAUGACAUCUCCGGUAGAUUUAAAGUAA